Messenger RNA from Colletotrichum paranaense, 408 nucleotides. RefSeq names its product major facilitator superfamily transporter. Gene Ontology annotation, biological process: transmembrane transport. Gene Ontology annotation, cellular component: plasma membrane. Bases 1 to 408 code for a protein of 135 amino acids. Gene Ontology annotation, molecular function: transmembrane transporter activity. The record is from RefSeq and is a predicted model, not a curated record. The transcript is spliced from 3 exons. NCBI's taxonomy places the organism in Eukaryota, Fungi, Ascomycota, Sordariomycetes, Glomerellales, Glomerellaceae.
AUGUUCGUCCUGCUCUGGGGCAAGGUCCACGGAGUCUUCAACAUCAAGUGGGUCUACAUCUUCAAUAUCUUUCUGUUUGAGGCAGGCAGCGCGCUCUGCGGCGCUGCCCCUAAUAGCGAGGCCCUCAUCAUUGAUCGUGUCAUCGCCGGUGUCGGUGGCUCAGGCAUGUACUCGGGUACUCUGACCUACGUCUCGGUCCUGUCCAACGAACAGGAGAAGCCUGCAUAUCGUGCUGGAAGUACCGUCAUUUGGGGUGUCAGUAGCGUUCUCGGUCCUGUAGGCGGUGCCUUUGCAGCGAGCAGUGCCCCCUGGAGGUGGAGAUUUUACGUUAACCUGCCUGUCGGCGCUGCAUUCGCUCCAGCCUACUUCCUCCUCUUUCCAAGUGUCGACCCUCACCCCUCCAACUGA